Messenger RNA from Euleptes europaea (tarantolino), 1838 nucleotides. RefSeq names its product ring finger protein 168 (gene RNF168). Gene Ontology annotation, cellular component: site of double-strand break; nucleus. The record is from RefSeq and is a predicted model, not a curated record. Gene Ontology annotation, biological process: double-strand break repair; protein ubiquitination. Lineage: Eukaryota; Metazoa; Chordata; Lepidosauria; Squamata; Sphaerodactylidae. The transcript has 6 exons. The coding region runs from base 39 to 1838 and encodes 599 amino acids. Gene Ontology annotation, molecular function: nucleosome binding; metal ion binding; ubiquitin-protein transferase activity.
UGAUGAUGCACUAGCCAGUGUUCUUUCCUGGAUCCAAGAUGUCAAAGGAAUUGGAGACUCCUCUUUCCUUGUCUGAUUGUCUUUGCAAUAUUUGCAUGGAAAUUUUUCUGGAACCUGUAACAUUGCCAUGCCAGCACACUCUCUGCAAACCCUGUUUCCAGCUUACAGUCGAGAAGGCCAGUUUGUGCUGCCCUUUCUGCCGUCGCCGAGUUUCUUCUUGGGCACGUCAUAAUGUCCGUAAGAACACUCUUAUUAAUUUGAAAUUAUGGGAAACGAUUCAGAAGUUUUUCCCAGAAGAAUGCAAACGUAGACUUAAUGGUCAGGACCAAGAAGAAGAAGAGGAUGUAUGCGUUCCUCAGCCAGUACGUUGCUUAAGUAAGCCUGGAGAAUUGAGACAGGAGUAUGAAGCUGAGAUUACUAAGGUGGAGGAAGAGCGACGGGCUCAUGAACAAGAGGAGAGUAAAGCAAGUGAAGAGUAUAUUCGAAAGCUAUUAGCAGAAGAAGAAGAGCAGCAGAGGCUAGCAGAAGAAAUGAAAAAACAGAUGGAAGAACAAUUAUUACUAGAUGAAAGAUUGGCCCGGGAACUGAGUUUGAACUUGAACAGCUCUAGUGAGAAGCAUACACUUAGCACUCUAUCACCUGGCCCAUCUCCCUUGAAUUCUUGCAAAUCAUCGAAGAGCAAAUCAGGUUGUUCUGGGGACAUUAAAAGGUAUUUGUCUCCAAAAUCCUGUAGUUCUUUACCUCCAGUGACACUCUCCAACAAAUUAGAGGAAGAAAGCAAUGGUUCCUUUUCUGGGGAAAGCAGCAGUACUAAAAACAGUUUUAUAUGUGGAGAAGAGAAAGAAGAUGAGAUGCCCACACUGACUCCACAAAUAUUGGCUAUGGAGACAGAGACCAAGGAUUCUUUUUUAGAGCCAUUAUUGCCACAAUUAAAUAUAUGUACUAAAGAUGAAACUACCACCCUCAGCUUGGACCUGACAUGCCUUUCCACUUGCCAGGGAAAUGAACUUGCUGGUACACUUUCCACUGUUGCACGCAGGGAUAACUCUGAGCAAGUGGGUCCUUUUUCAAAGAGAGAGGCAGCUGUUUCCGACUUUGAAAAUGACAAGUUUGUAGGAAAUAUGGACUUGGCAAAAGAUGCAAAAGUUGGCACACUGAAGAAAACACUAAUUUCUGUGAUGUCUGGUAACCAGCAGAACAGCUGUCAUACAAACUGCAACUUAGUGAUGGAAAACAGCCCGGUUGGAAAUAUAAACCCCAGCAGAUCUCUGAUUGAAAUCUCUUUAGCCAAGAGAAAAUCUCAAGAAUCAUCCCCUGAAGCAGCAGUCAAUUCACACUUGAAGGAUAAAAGGAGAAAAACUUUAUCUCAAACUUCUGAGGACAAAGAAGAGAUGAAUGAGAUACAACAGCAGAUGAGUUUGGAGCAGAAAUGUUAUGAAAGGUUUAAGCAAGAACAGCAGGACAAACUUCUGGCUCUGAAGCUUCAGAAGGAAAUGGACAAAGAAGAGAAGAUUCUGAAUCGCAAAAAAGGCUCUCCGGAUGAGUACCAUUUGCGCCCCAAAACAUCUCAGUCAGAACACGCAUCUCCAGUUUCUUGCAAGCUGUUGCAGAACACACAGCCUCCAAGCAAGAAGACUGAAGCAGAUCAACGCAAGCAUCGCAGAAGCUCCCGAAACGAGAAUAGUAAGCCUUCUAAUAAACGCCAGCCAAAGCCACCAGGUAUAAAAGGAAAUGUUUUGAACUCUGUACUCAACAGUUCAGACUCUAAGGAGGUAGAAUUGUUGUCAAACAAGCAAAAAACUAUCCUUCAGAUGUUUAAGAGGUCUGCUACAAAGUAG